ACCUCCAUCUCCAGCUUCAACCUGCUAGUCAAAAUUUGUGUCUGGCUUUUCUUUCUCAUGGGAUAGCACUGUCACUUGUUACAAUCCCCAAAACCCCCUUUUCUUUCUCUAAUAAAAAAAACCACCCAAAAAUCUUCAUAACCAAAACCCCUUCCACAUUUUUUUCAUUUGAUUUCCAUCUAAAAUCAUGGAGACAAUCAAAUGUAGAUCACUCCCAAACAACAAGAGCAAGAUAGCAAGAACAUUCCAAAAAGUUAUCAACCUCAAGACUGCAACUAGAAUUGCUUCAAAUAAUGGGAUUGGCAUGUGUAUCCUGACACCACACAACAAGUUCGAUCAAGAUGAUUCAAACACCGCCUACAAACCUCAAAACACUAAUAAUCACAAGAAGAAAGAUGCCAAGGCCAAGCGCAGAGCAGUCUUGGAGGCAUUGCUGGCAAAGCUAUUUGCAAGCAUUACUACAAUUAAAGCAGGUUACGCGGAGCUACAAAUGGCUCAGAAUCCUUAUUGUAGUGAUGCUAUACAAGCUUCAGAUCAGGCUGUUGUUGAUGAGUUGAAACAAUUAUCAGAACUUAAGCGUAGUUUUUUCAAGAAUGAGCUUGACCUUUCACCCCAGGUUACUAUGAUGCUGGCGGAGAUUCAAGAACAACAGGGCUUAAUGAAGACCUAUGAGAUCACAAUCAAGAAACUGGAAGCAGGGGUUGAGGUUAAAGGUUCAGACAUUGGUUCACUCAAGAAACAGCUUGAUGAGGCCAUAGCUUUUAACAAGUCUCUUGAGAAGAGACUAAAUGCAAGUGGGCCUCUAUCAAUGUUCGACAACAUCCGGUUUUCACUCCUAAAUCCAACCCAUUUUGUUCAAUUCUUGCAUCAUGCUUUAAGGUCCGUUAGGAAUUUUGUGAAAUUAAUGGUUUGUGAAAUGGAGGUAGCCCACUGGGAUAUUGAAGCAGCUGCAAAAGCAAUUGAACCAGAAAACACUGUUUUCUCAAAGCCAAGCCACAGGUGCUUUGUCUUUGAAUCUUUUGUGUGCAAAACAAUGCUUGAGGGUUUCAAUCAUCCAAAUGAGGAGCUUCAAAGUGAACACUACUACUUCAUUGAAUUCAAAAAGCUCAAAUCUUUGAACCCAAAAGAGUUCUUGACUGAGAAUCCAGACUCAUCAUUUGCACGAUUCACAAGGGCUAAGUAUCUUCAACUUGUUCAUGCAAAAAUGGAGUGCUCUCUGUUUGGGAAUUUAAACCAGAGAAAGCUAGUGAAUUCUGGUGGAUUCCCAGAUUCUGCUUUCUUCAAUGCAUUUGUUGAGAUGGCUAGAAGGGUAUGGGCCUUGAAUCUCUUAGCUUUCUCAUUUGGUGAGGAUGUCAGUAUUUUUCAGAUAGCCAAGAAUUGCAGAUUCUCUGAUGUCUACAUGGAGGCUGUUACACAAGACUCGGUAUUAGAAACCACCAACGCUGACACUGAUCUCCUGGUAGCUUUCACAGUGGUUCCAGGAUUCAAGAUUGGCAAAACUGUGAUACAGAGUCAAGUUUACUUGUCUCCGCCAUGGGGUCACAGCCUUGGAGGAUCUAGCAAGAUUGCUAGUGUUAGCUAGCUGUUCGUCUCCUUCGCUGCUGCUUGCUUUCAGGUAGGGUCAAGCAGCACAGAGCUCUAGGUUACUGCCAUAAAAUGACAUUCUUUUAGUGAGCAUAAGGUCCAUGUUUAGAAAGUUUGAGCAAUGAGCAAGGUUCACGAGCUGCGUGCGCAACAUUGCCUGCAUCUGUUUGACUGCUAGCUAACACGCGAGCACUUCCAUCUUGUGACCAGAACUCCAAGCGUCGAUAGCCAUAUGUAGCUCAUCUUCUCUGUUUCCUGCAUUGAAUCUGCAUGGUCCCCAUGCAAAUCUAGACCAGCUUAAAAUGGAGAAAAAAAGGGAUCAGAAGCUGUGUCUCCUACAUGAAGGGAAGCGAUAACCCACAUGGUGAGAUAUUAAUAAGGAUGUUGGAAAUUAAAGAAUGAGACAAGCUUCAACACUUAAUACCAAUCAAUAGUUUUAUCAGAGUAGUUUCAGCAUGUCCAGAAAUUAAUAAAUACAUGUAGAAGAAAUAAAUAUGUGGGUACUGGCGGCCUUGUUCA
Molecule: messenger RNA, 2103 nt
Organism: Populus euphratica (Euphrates poplar)
Lineage: Eukaryota; Viridiplantae; Streptophyta; Magnoliopsida; Malpighiales; Salicaceae
Exons: 2
Coding region: 188-1582 (464 amino acids)
Biological process (GO): response to red or far red light; negative gravitropism
Source: RefSeq, a predicted model, not a curated record